UAAGCGCUGAAUGGACAACCGACCCGGGGAGUCCACCUGGAUUUCUCUGUUUUGUUACCUUGGCCAGCAGUGUCGCUGCAUUGCUUGCAUGACUUGUGAUCCUUUUUCAGGGAAUGGAAGGGUUAAGCUUGCUCCAAGCUGAAUAUACAGACAGCACUGAAUAAAUAAGUCGCUGACUUUUGUUUUUUUCCUUUUAAAACGCUCUAUUCUCUGAAGUCAACUCCAAAGGAAUCUAAGUGUGUGGAUAAGAGACAUGGCUGUAAUCCUCCACAUUCCUAUAGUUUACUCAAAUUAAAAACUCUAAAGAUGCAUAUAUGCAAUUCAUUUUACAGCUUCCUGAUGGUUGAAAUUGCAAGAUAGGUUUUGGCAGGCACUAUACUUUCACCUGUAAUGAAGAGGCUCUGCUAUCCUUAGAAGAACUUGUGAAGUAUGUACUAUGUUGUUACUAUACUAUUGCCAGUAUGCACGUGUUCGGAUACUACUGAUGUUCUUGACGAAAACAAAGUUGAAAAUGUGCUGUUACUGAUGUUCUUGUUUUCUUUUGUUAGACUAGUAUGAUCGUUCAAGUUUGAAGCCAAUAUCAAUAUAUAGUAUGAUGUUUGCAUCUGUUGCCCUGUUGGGCAUUCCAAGUUCAUAAUUCUUACAGACCUCCAUAAAACAAUAGGACAAAAGUCAAACAUGGAUAUGCAAAAUUUCCUUUUAUUUCUGGGAAAUCUGUCACUUUUAUGUCCAGCUGUGCAUAUCGAGAUUAAUUCCCCAUCUUGUUUCAACAAAGAAUAUGUACAGUUUAUUUUUAUUUGUGGGAUAAAAUAUCUGUAAUAUCCAGCUCUGUUUACCAAUAUUAUUUAUUCCUCUUAUUCCAGCAGCGAUAAAUUCAACCCUGAUAAACACCAUGCUAAUUCAAAUUUAUGAAGUUCAACGCCCAAAGCAAAGCUAUAUAAGGCUGUUAGAUGUUAGCGGAAGGCCCAUCCAUUUUACAACCAUCCUGGUCUUCAACAAUCACCAAGUUCCCAGGUCAUGCACUAGGAAGAAAAAUGGUCAACUUCUCCAAGAAACUGACAACAGAUCAAAUUCCAGGAUGGGAGGAGUACUACUUCAACUACAAGCUCUUGAAGGACAGAGUAAAAGAUUACACAGAGCAGACAGAGGAAGGCAACCACGAUCGCAGGCGUGUUUUGAAGGACUUCUCAAAGUUACUUGAUGAUGAGAUUGAAAAGGUUGUGCUGUUCAUGAUAGAACAGCAAGGACUGAUUGCAGCAAGGCUUGAAGAUUUAGGGAAGAAAAAGGCAAGACUUCAAGAUUUACCAUUUCAGGAGAUAUCUGAACUAAGAGAAGACUACAGGGAAGUUGGCCUGGAUCUUGUAAAGCUCCUAAGAUUUGUCGAUAUUAAUGCCAAUGCAGUCCGCAAGAUACUGAAGAAAUUCGAUGAACGCUUGGGCUAUAAAUUUACAGAUUAUUAUGUCAGCAGCAGAUCAAACCACCCUUAUUCUCAGCUUCAGCAGGUUUUCAAGCAUGUGGGUAUUGGAGCUGUUGUUGGAGCGUUGUCUCGCAACCUUGGCGAUCUUGAGGAGCGUGAAGGAAGCUAUCUGAAUAUCUAUGACCAGCAUCCACUGGCCAUUCCAAAGGACCCUAUUAUCGAUCUGAUAAAGGCCACAGCUGACAAGCUGACGAACUCGACGAACUUCCUGCGGUUCUUGGGGCAGCACGCGCUUAUCGCGCAAGUGGACACCACAGGUUCAGAGGUGGAACACAUCGAGGAAGACAAGUACCAUUUCAUCUCCCUGGUGCUGAACCUGGUGAACACCUUCCUGUACAUGGUCAACACCUACAUCAUCGUCCCGACCGCCGACGACUACGCCACCAGCCUCGGCGCCGCCGCGACGGUGUGCGGCGUUAUCAUUGGGUCCAUGGCGGUCGCGCAGAUCUUCUCCUCGGUGUACUUCAGCGCGUGGUCCAACCGGUCGUACUUCAGGCCGCUGCUGUUCAGCAGCGUUGUGCUGCUUAUCGGCAAUGUGCUGUACGCUCUGGCCUACGAUCUUAACUCCCUGGCGAUCCUCCUCGUCGGCCGGCUUCUGUGCGGAUUUGGAUCUGCGAGAGCUGUGAACAGGAGGUACAUCAGCGACUGUGUUCCUCCUAGGAUCCGAAUGCAGGCUUCUGCAGCAUUCGUCAGUGCUAGUGCUCUUGGAAUGGCCUGCGGUCCUGCGCUUGCCGGCGUGCUUCAGACAAACUUGAAGGUGUCUGUUUUCACUAUCAACCAAGCCACCUUGCCUGGCUGGGUCAUGGCGUUUGGGUGGUUCGUGUACCUGAUCUGGCUGUGGAUUUCGUUCAGAGAGCCAGCUCUUGAUCCUGACGUGAAAGAUUUCCAUGAGGGUUCCUCUAGCAGCUCUAGUACAGGACAUUUGGAUCAAGAAGAAAUAGAGCAGGGCCUUGCGGAACAACUGAUGCCCUCAUACGAAGAUGACCGGACCAGUCAGGGUGCAAGAUUGUCUGCACCGUCAGCUCUUAGGCCGGCUUCUUCGGUUGUUUCAGCUUACAGGUUACUCACACCGUCAGUGAAGGUCCAGCUGCUGAUCUACUUCAUGCUGAAAUACGCGAUGGAGAUCCUGCUGUCGGAGUCGAGCGUGGUGACCAGCUACUACUUCGGCUGGAACACCAGCACCAUCGCCGUGUUCCUCGCCAUCCUGGGGCUCACCGUCCUGCCCGUCAACGCCAUCGUCGGCACCUACAUCAGCAACAUGUUCGAGGACAGGCAAAUCCUGGUGGCGUCGGAGGUGGUGCUGCUGGCGGGUGUCCUGCUGAGCUUCCGCGUGGCGGGCACGCCGUACACGGCGGCGCAGUACGUGUGCUCGGCGCUGCUGACGUUCGUGUCGGCGGAGGUGCUGGAGGGCGUGAACCUGUCGCUGCUGUCGCAGGUGAUGUCGUCGCGGCUGUCGCGCGGCACGUACAACGGCGGCCUACUGUCGACGGAGGCCGGCACGCUGGCGCGGGUGGCGGCGGACGGCACCAUCACGCUGGCCGGCGGGCUCCUCGGCCGGGCGGCGCUCCUCAACGCCACGCUGCUGCCGUCCCUGCUCAUCUGCCUCGCCUCCAUCGCCGCCACCGUCUCCACCUACAACUCGCUCUUCUACUAGUACUAGCUAGCCGGUCGGCUUGGCUGGCGUGAGGCCGCGUCGGAACGUGGUUCCUUCCAGUGGCGGACCGGUCACGGUUCACGGGUGUGUUUUCUAGCGCGUGCGCUACUGUUGUGCGUUGAGUUUUUUUUUUUUAAAAUCAGGUUGUGCAUUGAGACGAGAGAGAGGGAGAGGCGUGACACGUUUGUGAGAUUUUAAUCAGCUCCGGGU
This is a messenger RNA of Panicum virgatum (switchgrass), 3341 nucleotides long. RefSeq names its product SPX domain-containing membrane protein OsI_32082-like. NCBI's taxonomy places the organism in Eukaryota, Viridiplantae, Streptophyta, Magnoliopsida, Poales, Poaceae. Gene Ontology annotation, cellular component: membrane. Gene Ontology annotation, molecular function: transmembrane transporter activity. Gene Ontology annotation, biological process: transmembrane transport. The record is from RefSeq and is a predicted model, not a curated record.